AACGCAUAGCCUAUAUAAGGAGGACUAAACUCCUAGUAUCUUAUCCCUGGCUUCAUAGAGCGCCUGAAAUUGUGAAGCAAACUGAACCAUUAAACAAUGCUGUUGCUUGUAACACUUUGUGCUUUAGUCCUCUGCGUAUUGCCAGAAACAACCGUGGUACCACAGCAAGUUGUUCAAACCUGCGACCCAAAAGCCUGUUCACUAGUUGUGUGUGCACCAGCUGAGAGAGGGUUACCAGGAAGAGAUGGGAGAGAUGGACUGCAAGGACCAAAAGGAGAAAAGGGAGAACAAGGACUGCAAGGACCAAAAGGGAUACUGGGUCCUCCAGGAAAAAUGGGCCCAGCUGGACCAGCAGGAAUGACAGGAGCAAAAGGAGAUGUUGGAAACAUGGGGUUACAAGGAGCAACAGGACCACAAGGACCGGAGGGGAGGAUAGGCCCUCCUGGAUCAAAAGGAGAUAAAGGUUACACAGGAGAAAAGGGGACAAAGGGUGACAGUGGUCUCUCAGAAGUCAAUCUAUUGAAAAACCGAGUGAUUGCCCUUGAGGGACAGCUAAACGCCCUGCAAGCCAGUUUCUCCAAGUAUCAAAAAGUUGCAGCAUACCCAGUUGGCCAAAUUGUUGGCAAUAAAGUCUUUGCAACCAGUGGCUAUGAAGGCAACUUUCAUGAUCUGAAGCGGACGUGUCAGCAAGCAGGCGGCCAGCUGGCUUCCCCAAGGAAUUCUGCUGAAAAUACAGCAAUCCAACAGAUUACUAUUCUAUAUAAAAUGAAAGCAUUUCUUGGGAUAACCGACAUUCAAACAGAGGGGACAUUUAAAUACUUGAACAGUGAGACCAUUGUUUACUCCAACUGGAAUACAGGAGAACCCAGUAAUUAUAGAAAUAACGAGGAUUGUGUUGAAAUUCGUUUGGAUGGCAAAUGGAAUGACAUACCUUGUACGGAUAAGACCCUAAUGAUCUGUGAAUUUUAGGCCAUUGAUCUUAAUAUGUCCAAUCUAUUUACAAUUGACCCAUACAUGUUAAUUUUAUUAGUAGGAAUUAAAAUAAAAUGAUUACCAUAUCAUUUAUUUUCACACAAUUUCAGUGAGGUAGGAUGUUGGCAUGUGUACAUGAUUAAUGUAGACAUUGAGGACUAACAACAGUAGCAGUACUCAUCUAUGGACAAAUCUGGAAAAAUAAAAUGGAUAAGCUAAUCAAAAUGGAAAAUUGAGUAAUUAAAACAUUUGAGCUUUCAGAAAUGGAUAAGCUAACCGUGUUGUUGAGAAGAAAAGCAAUGAAUGGCUUUAUAUAAGAUUGGGAACUUUAAAUCAAUUUUUAAUAUGAGAACAGAGAAAAAUAUAAUGCUUGCAAACAAUUUUUUUAAAAAAACAAUUGAAAUUAAACAAUUAAAAGAGUUACUAUAACAAUCUGGAAUGUUAAGUAUCACCAGACUACUGCAAUGUGCUCUACAUGGGGCUGCCUUUGAAUACUGUUUGGAAGCUUCAAGUAGUCCAAUGGGCAGCAGCCAGAUUGCUCUCUGGAGUGAAGUACAGGGAGUGCACAACACCCCUGCUACGGCCGCUCCACUGGCUGCUAGUUUGCUACCGAGGACAAUUCAAAGUGCUGGCUUUAGUCUAUAAAGCCCUAAACAGUUCUGGCCCAGCUUACCUGUAUGCUGGGCCAGAACUGUAUUUCCCUCUAUGAACCACCUCGGAAGUCAAGAUCUUCUGAGGAGAACCUGCUAUCAAUCCCACCUCCUUCACAGGUGCAACUGGUGAAUAUGAAAGACAGGGCCUUCUCAGUGGUGGCCCCUCAGCUAUGAAACUCCCUCCCCAGUGAAAUCGGAUCAACCCCCUCCCUCCUGACGUUUAGAAAGAAACUAAAAACUUGGCUAUUGACCAAGCUUUUGUAGAACAUUUAGUGAAAUAGCCAGCUAUGAAGUAAUUGUAACACAAUUUGAAUGGCUCCUGGAUUGCGACCAGAUUUUGUGUGGUUUUAAUAGUUGAUUUUAAUGAAUGGAAAUGCUUUGAUUUUUAAUUUAAUUAUUUUAAUGUAUAUGUUUACUGUAUUUAUAUGCUUAUGUUUGUAUGGCAUUGAAUUUUGACAAUUUGGAAGCCGCUCUGAGUCCCCUUGGGGGUGAGAGAGAGCGGCAUAAAAUCAUAGCCAAUAAAUAAAUAAAGUAACAGUGGAAAUUUAACUCAAUCAUACCUGAACCCUCCUAGAAAGUGUGAAGUUGCCUUUUAAAAAAUUGUUAGUGUCGUUAGUUAAAUGUAUGUGAACAUUUAAUGGUAUGCUUGCAUACAUUUCAUGAAAUGUCUAUAUAUCUCAUAAAGUAUACUUCUGUAAUGUUUUCAAAAUAAAUAUAUAUACACAAUCCAAAAUCAUUAUAACACAUUCCCAUUGUUUUACUCUUGAGAAGUUGCAAGGCAUAGUUAUCAAGCAUAAAUCCAAUUGUUAGUCCUAACUGAAGUAGUUCUCUUGCAUAAUGACAUGAUAUGUGAAUGCUUAUGUCAGUUUCAUCGGUUAAAUUUGUCUAUUUUACAUGGGACUAAAACUGAAUUUGGUCUAUGUCUACUUUAGAUGAAAGAACACUGAGACCGAAUUACAAUAGCUUUAUACUUUAUUACCAAUAGACUAAUGCAGCUUAUUAGAAAUGAGCAAAUCAUUGUACAUUUGCAGAAGCUCUCCAGAGGCCAACUUGUGCUAAGUUAUUUUACCAUGUGAUACAGAAAAUGCCAGGUGCAGCUCAUCCCAUUAUAGGCAGUAAAAAUACAACAAUAACAAAGCAAAUUACUAAGAAGUUGCCACACUUUUGUGACACUUAGAUUCUCCUGCUUGAAUCAUUUUUUAUUUUAUUAUUUAUUUGUUUAUUAUUUAUUCAAUGUAUACCCCAUCUUUCUCCUGGGAUGGGAUCCAAGGUGCCUAGUGGUAAAGGUGGGCCUGUGUUGGCAUCUCAAACUUGAUGCUUGAAUGUUGAGGGAAAUAUAGCUCAUUUUCCUCUACUUUACAGCAUAUGCUUAUUUUACUGACUGGAAUAAUUUCAUAUGAUUUGUUAGGCAAGGAAUACUCAGAAAUAGUUUUGCCAGUUUUUGCCAGAUUGUUCUUCUAAAAUGUAUCCUACGCCUAAUAUAUGUUGGUGAUCUCCAAUCCAAAAUUAACAAUUACUGGCCUUGGUUAGCUUCUAGGAUCAAAUAGGAUGUGGUACCUUUUGGGUAUUUACUAUCCACAUUCUGCACUGCUCUCUGAUGCCAGUAAAGGAGAACAUACAGUAAAAAAAAAAAGUGUGCAGGAAGACUCUGAGAUGUAUAGUUCAAAAUACAUUUUCUAAAGUUCGCCAGAAUGAUACUUAUCUGUUCUUGAGAUAACUGUAUUUGUGAUAAUAUUUAUAAUCAAAAGAACUAUAUAAUACUUGGUUUGUGUAAACAAUAAAAACAAUUGUAUGAAAGAAUAGUUGGAAAAUAGCAGCUCCUUUUCUAUUAUUCUAUAUAAAACACCAUUCCCUUUGUAUGUUGUAAUUAAUGUUCUUGUUUGAUAGAGUCAUAGCCUGUUCUAAUGUCUUUGAGACAUUGUUCUUCAAUGUAAUACAAUGUUUUGGUUGCCGAUGACACGAUAAAUAUUGUUUUUCAAUAAAAUGCAGAUGAAAACUGAAUU
Anolis sagrei ordinatus is the source of this 3628-nucleotide messenger RNA. The record is from RefSeq and is a predicted model, not a curated record. Lineage: Eukaryota; Metazoa; Chordata; Lepidosauria; Squamata; Anolidae.